Molecule: messenger RNA, 8234 nt
Organism: Nothobranchius furzeri (turquoise killifish)
Lineage: Eukaryota; Metazoa; Chordata; Actinopteri; Cyprinodontiformes; Nothobranchiidae
Gene: jakmip2
Product: janus kinase and microtubule interacting protein 2
Molecular function (GO): microtubule binding; kinase binding
Source: RefSeq, a predicted model, not a curated record
AAGGAAGUCUGGGCCUCCCUGCUUAGGCUGCAGUCCCCACGACCUGACUCUAGAUAUGCAGCUGAAAACGGCUGCUGGAUGGAUUAAAAAUGAAUAAAAAGGUUGAGAUGUGGUUCUUAUCUGUUUUGCUUUGGGCCCCAAAAGGACUAAGUCCGCCUCUGCAGGGAGGAAGCGCUUCAGGACCGAGCUAGCGGAGAACGCUGCUGCUGGUCUGAGAUCAGUGAGCUCAUUCUGGCUGCUGGGAGAGGAGGGCGGGGCUCCCAGUAUCAUCAUCACCACCGGCCAUCACCGCUUCAUUGUACAAGCUGCUGCUGCUCAUCCAGACAUACGGUUGAAAAAUAAAACCCAAGCCACGAAAACACCAUGGGCAGAAGGCCGCUGGGAUCCAUCAGGAGCUCGAGUGUUUAACCGGAGAAGGAUGAGGAGGAGGACCUGGAAAUCCUGGGAGCACCUUGGAAAAUUUUCAUGAAGUCUCAAUGAAAGCAUUAGAAGAGCUUCUCUAGUUGUUCAAACUAUGGCUAAGAAAAGCCGGACGAAGGGCGAGAAGCCCGAAGCGCUCAUUUCUGCCUUACAGGCAGCCAACGAAGAUCUCAGGUCCAAACUGACUGACAUUCAGAUCGAGCUGCACCAAGAAAAAUGCAAGGUGAGCAAGCUGGAGCGCGACAAGGUGCAGGAGGUGAAGCGGGCGCGAGAGCAGGAGCAGCAUCGCCACACCGCCAUGCUAACGGAGCAGCGGGCCAAGUGGCACGAGGAGAAGCAGAAGGAGCUGCAGACACUCAGGGAAAACCUGACCCGGCAGCAUGAGCAGGAGCUGGCCCGUCACGCCAAGAUCAAAGACCAGGAGAACCAGAGGCUCAAAGCUGCUCUGAACGCCAUGAGAGACGGUAGUGGAGAGAAGGUGCGCACAGCGCUGACUCUUGAAGCCAAAGAGGAGGCGAGGCGCUUCUUUGACCAGGAGAGAGUGAGGCUCCUGCAGGAGAUUGGAGAGCUGAAGGCUGCCAAGAAGCAGACUGACGAGGCUCUGAGCAACAUGAUCCAGGCGGACAAGAUGAAGGCCGGAGACCUGCGGGUGGAACACCAGCAGCAUCAGGAGCAGAUCUCUAAGAUCAAGUGGGACUGUGAGAGGGACAUCCGCCGACUGGUCGAUGAAAUCAAAUCUAAAGACCGCACCAUUUUUGCUUUGGAGAAAGAAAUGGAGUCAACAGCCGGCUGCUUACAGAAGCUUCAGCUUCAGAAGGAUGCUUUGGAUGAGCAACUGUUCCUCGUCAAGGAGGCCGAGUGCGGCCUGGGAAGCCCGAAACGAGAGAUACCGGGCCGGGCCGGAGAUGGAGCAGAACAAUGUGGAAGCCCUGACCUGAGGAGAAAUCAGAGGCGUGUGGCUGAACUCAACUCAACCAUUCGCAAGCUGGAGGAUCGGAACUCGCUGCUGGUUGAUGAGAGAAACGAGUUGCUUAAGCGAGUUCGAGAGUCAGAAAAGCAGUGUAAGCCCCUGCUGGAUAAGAACAAGCUGCUGAAUAAGAGGAAUGAUGAUUUGACCCAGACCAUUCAGAAAAUGGAGGAGAAACUGAAGAGCCUGAUGAAGGAGAACUUUGAAAUGAAGGAGAGAAUAAGUUCCCAUCCUCCUCUGAAGAAGUUAAAGUCCCUGAAUGAUCUGGACCAAGCCCAGGAUGACCAGGAAAUAGCUUUUCUCAAACUUCAAGUCUUGGAGCAACAGAACAUAAUCGACGAACUGACGAGGGACCGUGAAAAAUUACUACGGAAGAAAAGGCAUAAAAGAAGUUCAAGGCCAAUAAAGAGGCACGUUGUAGUAGACACCUUCUUUGGGUACGAUGAAGAGUCAAUGGACUCUGAGACAUCCUCAGUGGCUUCAUUUCGCAUGGACCGAACCCCGGCCACUCCUGAUGAGGACCUUGGUGAGGGUCUUGCCAAUGAGGAAUCGGAGUUACGUUUCCGUCAGCUGACCCGGGAGUAUCAGGCGCUGCAGCGAGCCUACGCCCUGCUGCAGGAACAGAAGGGAGGCAUACUGGAUGCUGAGAUGACUGCCAAGGCUCAAGAGCAGAUUCAGGCUGAUGUUCUCAGGUAUAAAGCAAAAAUUGAGGACUUGGAGAAGGAGCUCACUUUGAAGGGACAGGACUCCAAAUGGGUUGAAGAAAAACAGCUCUUCUUGCGAAGAAACCAGGAAUUGUUAGAAAGGGUGGAAAAGUUGGAGUCAGAGUGCAGUCGGCUUCAGCAGGAGCUUCAAGACUCCAGGGACCAAAACGAGUUGUUGGAGUUUAGGAUUCUGGAGCUGGAGGAGCGUGAACGAAGGUCGCCCCCGUUCAACCAUUUGAGGAUGCAUCCAUUCGCUGAGGGAGUCAGUGCUCUGCAGAUCUACUGUAUGAAGGAAGGGGUCAAGGACGUGUGCAUACCAGACCUCAUCAAACUGCUGGACAUCCUUGGAGACAACGGGAACUUGAGGAACGAGGAACAAGUGGCUAUCAUUCAGGCUAGCACUGUGUUGUCUCUAGCAGAAAAGUGGAUUCAGCAGAUAGAAGGCACAGAGGCAGCUCUGCAUCAGAAGAUGAUGGACCUGGAGAUAGAGAUGGAGAUGUUCUGUAAGCAGAAAGGAUACCUAGAAGAAGAGCUAGACUACAGAAAACAGGCCCUGGAUCAGGCCUAUAUGCAAAUCCAGGAGUUGGAAGCAACGUUAUACAACGCUCUGCAGCAGGACAAAGUGAUAAAGUACGGUGAGCCCCUGAACGAGCUCCAGAGGGAUGAGCUGCGAAUGGCUGUGGAGAAGCUGAGGAGGCAGAUGCUGAGGAAGAGCAGAGAGUACGACUGCCAGAUUCUCCAGGAGAGGAUGGAGCUGCUGCACCAGGCCCACCAGAGAAUCCGCGAUCUUGAAGACAAAACAGAAAUCCAGAGGAGGCAAAUUAAAGACCUGGAGGAAAAGUUUCUCUUCCUAUUCUUGUUCUUUUCUCUUGCCUUCAUCCUUUGGCCUUGAAGUCUUUAGAGUGUCCUGCAGAGGUCUUACACGAGCUUGUGGACCCCGUGUGGGACUUUGGUGUUAUUUACGUGUUGGACAAGCUGAAACAGUCCGUGUAACAGUGACUGUGUCGUGACACCACUGACUCCUGGUGGUGUUGGUGAAUUUGAUUUGAUCACACGUGAGACUUUACUUUCAUGGCUCUCGUUUCAAAUGGGCUAGAGCAUUUUCUGGAAUAAGAUGAAAAUAUAUUUGUUUUUCCUGCAGAGAAAGACGCUAUAAGAGCAGCUUAAAAAACAUGCACCCACACAAUUAUAUCGACACAUGUUUAUGAACACGCAUGCAUAUGCAACUGCAAAACAAACACGCUUUGACAACUAAAAACCAAAGCCUGGGAAAUGUUCUCUCUGCCAUGCAGAGACCAGCAUUCGGCCACAGUGGGAACAGAAACAGAAAUCUCAUGAACAAUGCGGAAGACAGCUGCAGCCUUUCACACUUUUACAUCAAAUUCCUUUGCCAUCCAAAUCUGUGAGAACGUUUUUCUACGAAUGCAACCUCUCGGCGAGUAAAAAACAUGCUGACUCAGGGCCCACGCGCGCAGUAGCUGUCGGACUGGUGCUGACCUCAAGUCAGAUAACAAUAACAAACACUCGGGACGCAGCGUCCCACCCCACCUGCCGUCACUGCUCUCAGAAUGGUGCUGACACACACCGCUUGUGCUCUCCAGCUAUCUGGGAAACGACGUGUGUACAGACGCUAAAGAGGGAUCAGGGACACUCAGGUUGAUGCGUCAUCACUGGACUCAGUAAAAGGAGAUGGAAAAAGUGGAAUGACAUCCUCUGAUCCAGCUCCGUUUGGAUCCCCACAGGAAGAAAACUACAUAUUGCUGAACUGCUUUCAUGAUGUUUGAAAAGCCAGCAGACUUUAGCAGCGGCCCUCUGGUUGUCUUUUUUACUGUCUCCCACCAGGAUUUCCAGAGGGAGGUGAAAACUAUAAUUUGUUGUAAUAUAUGCAUUGUGAAUAUGUACAUGAGUGUGGAUUAUCUCUUGUAGUUUCUCUUAUGAUUUUUUUUUUGUGAAUAGGACUUUUUUUUACUCUCUGAAGCAGCUUGAACAGUUAUUGUACUUAGCGGUUUAUAAAUUGCUUGUUUCAUUGUGGUGAUAGCUGCAAAGAGGAGCUUUAUUCCCUUGAAAGUUUAUAAAUGAGAAAGUGUUGGAAAACGACUGUGGUUAAAAAAAGAAAGAAAUGUUUGCCCCUACUGACUUUUUUCCCCUUUUUACCACAAAAACUACUGGAUUUAUGAUUCAGUGUUCUAAAGUGUGUUGCAUUGCUGCUACGCUGCAGUGGAUGCUACAAUCUAAGAAAAGAAAUGUUGAAUUUACCAAGUUAUGUGAACUGGUUUCACUGAACCUAGCUGCGUAUGGAUAUGGAUACAUACUACCUUUUACAUUGAAAGCAGAAAUCUGGAGUUUUUUUCUCAGCGGGCACCAUCUAUGGGCGGAAAACAUGUAUUGCACCUUCAAGCACCCCCCACCCCCCCCCCCACACCCCCACUGUGAUUAAUGGAAGCAACGCCUCUUCCUGACCUCCUGCACAACGUUUUACAGUUAUUAUCGUUACGUUACACUGUUGAUUCACAAAAUCACAAUUUUUAAAAGAGUUACUAGUUUAAGAAAUUUCACCAACUCUGUAUCAAUCUUAGUACUUUUGCAAAGGCGUGCAUGCUCUGUGAUAGAUAUUUGUACGUGAGUGGAUGUUUAAGGCUAUUGAAAAAGCCCAAGUCGAAAUCGUCCAAAGUUGACGCCAAAACUGUUUCAAAUGAGCUCCAUUCUUGAGCCAACACCAUCUUUGUAGUUUAUCCCCAUUGCAGCUCUGGUUCUAGGCCUGCCCAAUGUCAGUCUACAUGCAUAGGGCGCUGUGAUUGGCUAGGCCUAAAAUAAGCCAAUGGUUGAUCUGCUGAAGCUACAAUAGAGCAUGGCUAGACCAACCUUCAGAGCUUUUGCAACUGCUAUGGUUUGUUUAGCUGGCUAGUUCAUAAUUCCUGAAACGGAGAACACUCAGGAUUGCUGGAAACAGUUGAUGUAACUUGGUUGAGAAAACAUCACUUCAACAUUUCAUUUCUGUGUGGUUUUCAAAACUGUAAAUAUUUCUAUAAUCAUUUGAAAUUUUGUGCAUCCAGUCUGUUGGAUUCAAAUCUUACAGCUAAUGUCCUAAAGAGUAUCAAAUUAAUUCCAAAUAAUAGACUAAAACUAACCCACAGCCUUCAAAUCUAGCAGGUUUUUAUUUCUCUUUUUCUAACCAAAACCUCUUUGAUACUUACUUUUACUAAACUGUACCGGCUACAUAAGGGUCCAUUUCAAUAGAGUGAAACAGGAGAAAGUGAAUGCAAUGCUCCACCUGCUCCACUUCUUGUCCAUUAAGCAAGCUCCGAGCCCAGAGAAUGAAAUAUUUACCAGCUUGUUCUCUGUAAAGUCGAGCAUCAGUAAAGGAAUCUGCCAUCAUUCUGACCCCAUUCAUAUACUCAGGCUCUAAGUGGGAUCUCAUUACACUGCUCUCAGUUACUACAACUACUCCAUUCACUUUGCUUUAUCAAGGAAAAUGCCUGUUAUCAGAGUUACUAUGCAGAGUUUGUACUUUGCUGCUAACAGGCAGUUUAUUUAGUUAAAAAAUGUCCUUAGUCUUAAUUAAAGGUCCAGUCAGUAAGGGUUUUAAAGUGAAAUAAUCACAAAUAAGUCUAACGUCCCAAUCAUGUUGGAAGGAAGGGUCUAUUGCAGGGAUAUUCAAUUCCGGGUCUGGAGGACCAGUAUCCAGCACGUUUUUGUUUUAACUCUGUUUCAACACACCUAAUUUAAAUCAGCAGGUGCUGCACAGGUGACUCAACCACUGAAUAAAGUGUGUUGGAGCAGAAAAACCACUAAAACGUGCUGGAUACCGGCCCUCCAGGCCCAGAAUAGAACACUGCUGCAUGGCCUAUUGCAACAGAUUUCAUUCUCAGUUGGCCGAAGAAGGAUGUAGCUUUUAGCACAGUCCCAAUACUCACACUGCAGCCUACGGCCCUCUACGAAGUGCACUUGGUGGAAGUUCAUGUAAGGCUUUGAUUGUGUAGUAAAAAAGUGUGCACAUAAUUGCAGAAUUGAGAUGGUGAGCAAUGCUUCAUUGACCUGUGCACUGUGUUGUAUCUUGGUGACUCUCAAAUGGGGAUGCCAGUUGCUAUUUGAGCUAAUUUGCUGCCGGAAAUGAUAUUGCAACAAGGAAAUACCCACCAGUACCAUUAUCAGUUAUUAUGUGCCAACAGAUACGUAAUGCAUAUUUUUAACAGAGAAACUUUUGAUCAUAGACAAUAAUUCAAUAUUCAGGAAUUCAGUACAAUAGUAACCUAAACUCCAAAAUAUAUUUUCAAAAAGGGCAUCUGAGCUGUUUAUCCACUUUCUCAAAUUUCCCACACAGCAAUGGAUUGUGGGUAAUACCCUUCGCCGAAGUCUGCACCGAUGAGGACCUUGGCGAAGUGCAGAUCAAGGGUGCAAAAAGAGCAAUUAAGGGGUGCAAAGGUGAAAGUGUGAGUAUUGGAAUAGGGCGUAUGUUUAAAAUCUGUACCACCUCCAUACUUCCUGGUUCCACAGCCAAUCACACGUGAGCCAAGUUUUAGCCGACAAACGCUGCUGCGCCUGCAUUUGUAAUCCGACACGCGGAUAGCAAACAGCAGCAUCAUUGUAGAAAGAAUGUUAGCCAUUAAAAGACGUGGCCCAGAAGUUAUUACCUGUAACCCUAAGAAGCCACUGCAUCUUUCUUGUUUUACUCUAAUAUUGGGCAAAGAAGACUAGAGGCUAACGUUGAGCUAAUAAUGGUAAUGAUGAAUUAGAUAAAAGUUGGCUUUACAGUGAAAUGUAUGAAUCUACUUAUCAACCUAUUGUGUCUGACCCAACUUCAUUUGCCAUCUAGAAUCUUCUGGCCUUAAUCCGUACCUGGCAACCACCAUGAAAAUCACAAAGGAGGUUGGAGGGUGGGUUUCACCAAAACUUGUUUGUUCUGAUUCAUCAACUGCAGUACCCACAUGUGACCACAAGAAGUCAUUCUCUCCUAAUGCACCUUUAAAUGUGCCACAUAUAAAUGUAGGAUAACGUUGCAAUCCUCUCAGUAACUAAAUGCCACAUUUUUCACUCCAUAGCAUGCUAACAUGCUAACAAGACCUUGAUGUAUUUUCUCUUUUAUCUCCAUGAUCUCUAUGAUUGUGUGUCACAAAUAUACAUCACAUGAUUUAUUUUCAAAUUCAGAACCAAUGAUUUGUUUGUCUUCCAUUAAUAAAACCCCACAUUAUUUUAUUUUAGGUUUUUUAGUAAGCAGAAAAAAUGGAAUAAAAACCUUUGAAGAUUUUUAGGGAAAGAAUCAUGACAUGUGACUAGUGCAUCUAAUGUUUCUGCUGUCUGUACAUUUUCUUUUUCUUGGAGAACAAGAGCAAAAAUAUGUUUAUUUGUAAUAUUUUCCAUAUAUAUAUAUAUUUAUAUAUAUAUACAUAAAUAUUUUUUCUUGUAUUACAAACUGCUAUGUAUUCCAGGAGGGUUAAAAAGUGAGGAUUUUUUUAAAAUAUUGUUUGUAUAAAUGAAUGUAUGUAUAUGUCUUAUUCACUUUGUUUUUCAGUAGUAAAUAUGAUUUUAUAAUUUGAACAUUUAUUUAUCGCUAUGGAAGCAAACUUAGCAUCAAGUUUGUUUUAAAAGCAAAAUCAUUUUCAUGCUACAUUAUUUUUUUCUUGAUUUUAUUCUGACUUAUUUUACAUUGCACUUUAUUGUCAAUCCCUAUUAUUGUCCAGUAGCUGUUAUAAUUUCGUGUCCUAGAAGACACACAUGAAGCUGUGGUUAACUGUUAUUUCCCACUCACUGUAACUCACUGUAACCAAUAGAAAAAAAUCUACUACAAUCAGCAUUAAUGAGUAUUUUAUCAUUAACAAUGAGGAAAACCUAAGUCUGCAUCACAAAACAACAUUUUAUGAGAUUUUAGUUUUCGCUGCCCUGCAGUUUGGUCAUGGAAAUGCUCCGAAUUAAACAAUUCCAAUAAGUUCCUCAGAAUAACAAUUGUUGGAUUUUUUUUAAGCCUAUUUAUAUUUAAUGAACUGUUUCUCCAGUUUCUGUUGUUGUCCGGCUCUCUGAAAGGAUGUUUGUCAUGACCGCUCUUCUAUCUGUUCUCCCUUCAUUACUCAUGCAGCGGUCUGUUAGACUGAAUAACUGCCUUCUACAACUACAAAAAGGGAAAUAAAGUUUGAAAUGAACAACAAAAA